This is a messenger RNA of Protopolystoma xenopodis, 198 nucleotides long. NCBI's taxonomy places the organism in Eukaryota, Metazoa, Platyhelminthes, Monogenea, Polystomatidea, Polystomatidae. The record is from the annotation of a GenBank genome assembly.
AUGCUGGCCCGACGGUGUGUGGCGUGCAAAAGGGAGAUAAAUUAUUCAUCUGCCUCGAUUGAAGGCUCAGCCGCCGCCGUGGACAUGGUUCGUCGGCGAUUUCGUGCACAUGCAUCAGCUGUAAAUAUUUCAGACAAAUCCACAAGAAGGCAAGCCUACAUGCAAAUUGGACCACCUGUCACGGCGGGAUGCCGGUGA